AUGAAAGAUACUAAUUCGUCAAGUGUUAUAAACAGAAGUAGAUAUAAAAUUAAAGAUAGUGACCUAGAUGAUAAUCAAAUCAAUGCAAGUGAUCAUAAAAUACAUAAUAAUGAUGAUAAUAAUCAUAAAGGAGAAAAAAAAAAUUAUGAUAUUACAAAAAAAGGGGAAGAGUUGAAAGCAAUAGAUAUGAACAAUGCGUUUAUUAAGAUAAUGUUAUUUAUUAUAUUAACAUUUCAUUCGAUAUUAUACUUUUUUUUAAUAAGAAUAAAAAAAAGUGAGAAUAUAAAUUAUAAAUUUAAAAAUGAAAAUAUAAUAUUUAUUACAGAGAUUGUAAAGUUUCUUAUAUCUUUUUUUUUCUUCUUUAGAGAACAUAAAUUUAGUACUAUAUUAGUUUAUAAAAGUAUAAAGGAAAUAAUAACAAAAAGAAGAUUAUAUAUAGUAUGUUUGAUAAUACCAAGUCUUUUAUAUUAUUUUCAGAAUAUAUUUUUUUAUAUAUCUUUAGCAAAUAUUCCUACUCCUGUAUUUCAGUUAUUAUAUCAAUUUAGAAUAUUGACAGUUAUUAUAUUUAGUUUUAUUAUAUUAAAAAAAAAAAUUAGUUAUUCUCAAAAGAUAUCUGUAUUGUUUUUAUUUUUAUCAUUGGCAUGUUUAAAAGAUUAUAAUAUAAAUGAUAAUGGUCAUACAGUAUCAUAUGAUAAGGAAUCUAGAACAAAUUCCUCAUAUCAUGACAUUAUAACUAAUAAUUAUUUUUUAUUAAAGGACUUUCUAUUUCCUCGUAUGAAAAAAAAUAUAUGGUCUAAAAGAAAUAUACAUUUAGAUAAUUUCAAUAAUAAAAUUGUUAAUAUUAAUAAUUUUUUGAUACCUUACUUGUUUUAUCAUAUUACACAAAAAAAAAAAAACAUAUUUCAAAAUAUAAUAAAUCAGAAGUCUAUUCAAAAUGAGAACAAUAAAUUAUAUGAUCAUAGAAUGAAUCUAAUAUAUAGGAAUAGAGAUAGAGGAGGAAAUAUAUCACCAGAGUAUGAAAAAUUAGAAUAUAACAAGAAGGAUACAACAAUUCCUAAUAAUAAUAAUAAUAAUAAUAAUAAUAUGAAGAAUAAGAAGAGUUAUUAUAAUAUAUAUAGUAAUAUGUAUUAUAAUUUUUAUCAACAUAGGAAAUACAAAAUUUAUAAAUAUCUUAUGAAAUACAAAAAAUUAUCCAUUAAUAAUAUAAGACAUAAUAUGAAGAGAUAUCCAAAUUUCUUUAUAGGUUUAGUCACUACUUUUUUAUCAACUCUUACCAGCGGAUUUUCUAGUGUCUUUUUAGAAUUUCUCUACAAAAAAUAUGCAUAUUCUUUUUGGUUUCAAAAUAUGUGCUUAGCAUUUUUUACUAUCAUAUUUAGUUAUUUUACCAAAAAUUUUGAUUUUUAUAUAUUUUUUAAAAAUUUAAAAAAAAAAAAAAAAGAAAAAAAAAAAUUAAUAUAUGAUGAUGAACAGAAUGAUACUACAAUAAAAAAUAAAAACAAAAAAAAAAAUAAUAAUAAUAAUAGUAGUAGUAGUAGUUGUUGUUGUAGUAGUACACAUAUUUAUCAUAAUAAUAUAAAACAUUUAGAUAGUAAUUUUUUUUUAUUUUAUAUAAUAAAAAAUUUUUUUUUUCAACAUUUUAAUUCUUUUGGAGAAUUUUUAUAUUUAUCCUUAUUAAUCAUUUUAAAUAGUAUUGGAGGUAUUUUAAUUGCGAUUUUUAUAAAAUAUUCUGGUAGUGUGUCCAGAUUUUUUGUUACACCUGUUAGUAUGUUAUUUAAUAUUUAUAUUUCAUCUAUUUAUUUUAAAGAUUUUCAUUGUACCUUUUCUUUUUUUAUAUCAUUAAUAUUUGUAUCUUUUUCCUUAUAUUUCUAUUUCAUAUAA
Plasmodium adleri (nom. inval.) is the source of this 1878-nucleotide messenger RNA. Its product is annotated as UDP-N-acetyl glucosamine:UMP antiporter. Gene Ontology annotation, cellular component: Golgi membrane. The coding region runs from base 1 to 1878 and encodes 625 amino acids. Gene Ontology annotation, biological process: pyrimidine nucleotide-sugar transmembrane transport. The record is from RefSeq and is a predicted model, not a curated record. NCBI's taxonomy places the organism in Eukaryota, Apicomplexa, Aconoidasida, Haemosporida, Plasmodiidae. The transcript has a single exon. Gene Ontology annotation, molecular function: pyrimidine nucleotide-sugar transmembrane transporter activity.